CCGCGGUGUUAAGAAAUAAAGCCAUUCGCACACUUCGCCUCGCGAGCGCCACUACUGUGCUUGUAUAUGUAUUUUCUUAAUAUUUAAUGGCAUAACAUAACGUAUAGGCGUGUUACAAAAUGGUCAGAGUCGUCGAAACAUUGGCCAACGUGUUCGCGGUGACCGUGUUGUGUGUUUGCUUCCAUAACACUCUGCAGCUGGUUCCUAUACCGGACUUCAUCCAUCCCUGUGGUGAACUAACAGACGAAUGCUUCACCAAAGCCACCCUCGAUGCUAUCCCGGGAGUUGUCAGAGGCAUCCCAGAGGCCGGGAUACCACCCCUGGAUCCGCUGUACCUGGAUAGAAACAUCACAAUCAAUCUACCGGGAAACGUUAAGUUGACAUUCCAUAAUGGAAAACUUACGGGAUUAAGUACAUGCGUACCCGAUAAAGUUUCGUCUCGCAGGGAGAAGCGAACAUUUAUAUUCGACAUCCACUGUAACUUCACCAUCAGAGGGCAUUACAGCAUCCUCGGGAGGAUUUUGCUCUUCAGUCUAGAUACGGAGGGCAGCGCUAAAAUAAAAAUCUGGAAUCAACACAUACACUUAGAAGUCUUAGAGAAGGUAGUAAAGGACAAGAAUGGAGAAGGCCAUUACAAGAUCAAUUCCUAUAAAUACAAGGCUGACUAUGGAUCCGACCUUAAACUUAAUCUUACAAAUCUCUUCAGAGGCAGCCCUGAAAUCAGUGCCAACAUCCUGGAUGUGCUAAACUCCAACGCUCAGCUGGUGGCUGCAGAGUUCGGAGGACCCAUACUCGACUACGCGAUAGACUAUGCUAUGAACGUAACACAACGGUUCUUCAGUACCUACACCUAUGACCAGAUCAGCAAAGUACCACUCACAGAAGAUUUCUUUGAGGAUGAUUAAAACGUCGCAUAGGGUCUGUCAUGACUGUAUUAGGCUUUAAGGUUUCAAGCACAAAAUUGCAGCGGUCUACAGUAUUAAAUCAUAAUAUCAAAAUAUCAUCAACCAUCAAAACUACUCCUAAGUUUAACUACUGAAAUACCUUGAGUAAAGAUUCUACAAGCAUUAAUUUUAUUACUAACACUACAAAAACAAGACAAAGCGUUCGCAACAUUUUGUCUAAAAAUGUUUUAUCUUGCCUAAAACAACCAGACAAAAAGU
Messenger RNA from Maniola jurtina (meadow brown), 1163 nucleotides. RefSeq lists its product as uncharacterized. The transcript is spliced from 5 exons. The coding region runs from base 120 to 905 and encodes 261 amino acids. The record is from RefSeq and is a predicted model, not a curated record. Lineage: Eukaryota; Metazoa; Arthropoda; Insecta; Lepidoptera; Nymphalidae.